Molecule: messenger RNA, 1430 nt
Organism: Paraphaeosphaeria sporulosa
Lineage: Eukaryota; Fungi; Ascomycota; Dothideomycetes; Pleosporales; Didymosphaeriaceae
Exons: 3
Coding region: 462-1430 (322 amino acids)
Source: RefSeq, a predicted model, not a curated record
CAGAUCUUCACCCAACUCGUCCGUUAGCUUGAAGCUUUGCCGAGAGCAUGGAACUGAGGACAGGGACGUCUUCUUUGAGUCUCGCUUGUCGCUGUAAUAUAUCAUGCAUGCAGGAUGGCCACGAUCUUCAGUGAUUUGACCCAGCUUACACAACGUCCUGCUGUCAAUUCGUGUCACAGCGGCACGCUUUGCACCCUGAGCAUGCUGGGCCGAGCGCGCGGGACAAAUGCGGCCUUAUGGUAUCAGCUUCUCAUUCUCGCAGUAAAUACGCCUUCACCACAGCAACACACGGCAUGCGCAAACAGCGCACGCACCAAGACCGCCUUCACCUCGCCUGACGUCGUUUGCAAUCUCACUCAAUAUCCGCACCUAUAAACAUUCCACGGUCUUCGACCUCGAAGACCCCACAACUAUACCUUCAAGCCGAACCACGGAACUACACCACGCAGACAGUACGGAACAUGUCAGACUACAAGAAAAGGAAGAGCCACGAGCUCGCCGAGCUUCUCGUGCGCCGCGGUCUCGACGCCUCUGGAACGAAAACCCAGAUGAUGUCUCGCCUGGUCAUGCAGGACCAAGAGCAAAUCUCCGCGGAUAGAGCGUUGGCUGCAGCGAUCCAGGCCGCUUCGCACAACCCGCCCCCUCAGAAGCACGGCAAUGAGAACGAGCAGUCACAAGGUGAGUGGUCGAAGGUGAAGAGUACCAGUGCGGACCGCGGCGGUGCCCAGAAGGACAGCGAGAUGAUGCGAAAGGCGCGCUUGGAGAAGGGAGGGCAGAGCGUGAAGAGCAAGGGCAAGGAGGUUGGUGGUGGAGGCUACUUCGGAGUGCUUGGGGAGGGUAGCAAGGAUGUCGAGGGGACUGGCGAGGUGGACGAGGAGGCUUUCGUGAAAAGCUUGAUGGCAGGCGGCGCGAUGGGCGGAUGCAAGGCUAUUUACGACUCGCAGCACAAUAGCGGUAUCGUGGUUAAUCCGACGACGGCGGUGCCCACCAUGCGCGGCGGCGCCGGUCGCGCGCGCACGCAGCGCAAUACCUCUUCCACACGUCCCGUCGACGAUGAUGACAGUCUUAGCGAUGCCUCCACUGUCCGCCCUUUGUCAGUUGUAGCACCCGAGCGCAUCCCGCUGCCCCAGGAUAAUGAUGACCAAGAGAAGAGCGGCAAGAGCGGCAGGAAGCGCAAGGCAAAGAGCGGCAAGACCGGAGGGCUGACCAACGAGGCUGCUUUCCACGCUCUCCAUGGCCGCCCAGUGCGAAGGGCCGCGUCCAAUGGAUCCCGCGUCUCGAUGAAGGUAUUCUUUUGGGCUCUCUUCAUCGCGAUGGCCUACAUCUCCUGGCUCAAACCGGGUACCAUGACGGAGGUAUUGGGCUACCUCGUCGCCUUCGUGAAGGAUCCGUUGGGUAGCGUUUACCAAAGCAUCACGGGUCCGAAGUGA